Messenger RNA from Calypte anna (Anna's hummingbird), 2222 nucleotides. RefSeq names its product ubiquitin specific peptidase 18 (gene USP18). Gene Ontology annotation, cellular component: nucleus; cytosol. Gene Ontology annotation, biological process: protein deubiquitination. The transcript has 11 exons. NCBI's taxonomy places the organism in Eukaryota, Metazoa, Chordata, Aves, Apodiformes, Trochilidae. Gene Ontology annotation, molecular function: cysteine-type endopeptidase activity; cysteine-type deubiquitinase activity. The record is from RefSeq and is a predicted model, not a curated record. Bases 273 to 1406 code for a protein of 377 amino acids.
AUUUCUUCCCGAAGCACCGCCCCGGCAGCCGCUUCCCCGCUACCCUCCCCGUCCUCCCCGUCGCUGCCGCUUACCGCGGGGCUCGCGGGCAGCAGCGGUUGGGCCGAACCGAACCGAACACCGGCUCACUGCUCUGUGUUGCCUGUGAGCUCCGGUGCGGGGAGACGCGGUGUGCUAGUCCCCGGGGUCUCGCCAGCCGGUGCGGUGUGAACGUGAGGGGCUGUCGAGGCUUGAAGCGCUCCUGGUGUUGCGAGAACUGUACAAUACUGUGGAUGGGACAAAGAAGUGGACAUCAAGAAAGAAGCAAGAAACUGGAAAUGACUCAAAGUGAGACCAUGAAAACAAAGGCAGUUGUACAAAAUAAUGAAGAGGCAUCUGAAGAACUGAACCCCAGAAAACAGAGGCUUACAUCAGUCUUUGGUGUGGCAGACUUAAAAAAUGGAGCUGUUGGACUGUACAACAUUGGACUAAGCUGCUGUCUGAACUCUGUACUCCAAGUGUUCCUCAUGAAUAUAUACUUCACAAGAAUACUUCGAAGGAUCACAGUGCCACCACGUGCUGCACAGAAGAGGAAUGUCCUGUACCAAAUGCUUCUGCUGUUGGAGAAGAUGCAGUGUGGAAAGCAGAAAGCUGUUUCUCCUAUGGACCUCGCUUCCUGCCUUUCAGCAUACAGAGUGAAAUUGUUUGCCACACAUGAUGCUGCCCAGCUCUUUCUGACUCUCUGGAACUUGAUGAAAAUGCAGAUGGAAAAGCCAGAGCUGGUAAAAGAGCUGACUGAUUUGUACACUAUCUGUAUACAGGAGCAUCUGGCCUGUCAGAAAUGCUCUCUUGAAACAAAAAGGAAAAGCAGCAUGUUAAUCCUUCCCCUCUCAAUGCUGGAUUCCAAUUCUCACAUGUUGAAGACUCUGGAGGACUGUCUGCAACACUUUUUCCAUCCGGUAGAGCUGACUGAUCACAACAUGUGUCUCUGUGAACAGUGUGGAAAGAGAACACCUUUUUUGCAGAGCAUGAAGCUAGUCCAUCUCCCACACAGCCUGACCAUACACCUGAAGCGCUUCUGCUUUGAAAAGUCAGCCUACAUUCACAAGCUUAAUAAUAAUCUGCCAUUCCCCCAAGACCUUGAUUUCAAUGUGAUCUUGACAGAAAAUCAGUGUCAAGCAGAUAAUAAUGAAAAGGCUGGCUGGCAGUAUGAGCUUUUUGCAGUUGUUGCUCAUUCAGGAUCAACUAGUUUUGGACAUUACUGUGCCUAUAUUCGAAGUCUCACAGAAUUGAAAUGGUAUUGCUUCAAUGAUUCGCACGUUUGCCAGGUAUCAUGGGAUGAUGUUAAAACCACCUAUGGGCAUUCCAGCCUCCAUUUGGGAGAAACAGCCUAUCUCUUGAUUUACAUGAAAAAACAUCUGGAGUAGCCUUAACCUGGAGUAUCAGAAUGUCUCAGGAAGCUGUGCAUUGUCCAUAGAGCUCAGUGACUCUGAGGAGGAAAUAUGAGGAAACUAUGAGGAAAUAUGUAAACCUUAUUCGGACUAAGUGUUACUAGUCUUUUUCAUACUAGUGGUUUUAUUGGUAAUUUUGUGGAUCACAAUAAUCUGUUGUGUCUGAUAGAUUCCAACAAUGCAUCCCCUGAUAAUAUUCCUGUGGGGGAAUGAUGGUAGUUUUAAGUUAUCAAAGGCAUUUUAUUUUCACAGGUUUAACCUUUUUGCUGAGCAGGUUCUCUAACUGGAGAGAUUUGAAUUUUGCCCUCCUGGAAGCAAGCUAAUGCUGGCCCUUUGCUGUCCCCUGGUGUUUCCUACAGAACUGUCUUUUGUAUCCCUUAAGCCAAGCUUCUGGUCAUGCCUUACUUGAAGUUCUACUUUUCCCAGGAAAAUUUUGGAGAUGUCAAGUUGGAACUGGAAUCACCUGUUAACUUCUAUUCUGAUAUUUCUUCUGCUAACACAACUUGGGCUUGAAGCUGUGAGUAACGGGCAGCACUUCCCUAACAAGUGAGAACAGAAACCUCGAAUAAUCUGUCGAAGGUAUUUUAUGAAGCAAUUAGUCAGAGAAGAGCUAUUUAGCUCUGAAUCCCUGAUAUUUCCUACAUGGCUGGCUUAUAUUUUUCCAGCUUCAAGUUGGCAGUCUCAGCAAUAUUUGUACCUGCCUGUGGAAAUGUGUCACCAACACUUUAGAGAGCUGCAUAGAUAACAAAGAUUUCUGACAAAUAUGAAGCCAAGAAACUGGAAGAGAGAAGC